AUGUCUUCGAAUAGUAUUAAACUUCUAGCUGGUAACUCUCAUCCAGAGCUUGCAGAAAAGAUAUCUAGGAGACUUGGAGUGCCACUUUCCAAAGUUGGUGUGUAUCAUUACUCGAACAAAGAGACAUCUGUGACUAUUGGUGAAAGUAUACGUGAUGAAGAUGUGUAUAUCGUUCAGACUGGUACUGGUGAACAGGAGAUAAAUGAUUUCCUGAUGGAGUUGUUGAUUAUGGUUCAUGCGUGUCGUUCAGCUUCAGCGAGAAAGAUUACGGCCGUAAUUCCCAACUUUCCUUAUGCUAGACAAGAUAAAAAGGACAAAUCUCGAGCGACUAUUACUGCAAAGUUGGUUGCUAAGAUGUUGGAAACGGCGGGAUGUGACCAUGUGAUUACGAUGGAUCUACAUGCUUCCCAGAUUCAAGGAUUCUUUCAUAUUCCUGUUGAUAAUUUGUAUGCUGAACCUAACAUUUUAGACUAUAUUCGGAAGAAUAUUGGUGUUGAAAACACGAUGCUUGUGGCACCGGAUGCUGGUUCUGCGAAACGAACAUCCACACUUUCAGACAAACUUAACUUGAACUUUGCAUUGAUCCAUAAAGAGAGGCAGAAAGCUAAUGAGAUUUCUAGGAUGGUUUUAGUAGGAGACGUAACAGGCAAGUCAUGCAUUAUUGUAGAUGAUAUGGCUGAUACUUGUGGUACAUUAGUCAAGGCAACAGAUACUCUUAUCGCAAAUGGAGCGAAAGAAGUGAUCGCCAUAGUCACACAUGGUAUAUUUUCAGGUUCUGCUAGAGAAAAACUAAAGAGCGGUAAAUUUACCAAGAUUGUGACUACUAACACAGUUCCAGUAAACUUAGAUCUAGAUAUUUAUGACCAGAUCGACAUCAGUGCUAUGUUGGCUGAAGCGAUUAGACGGUUACACAACGGUGAGAGUGUCUCUUACUUAUUUAAUCACGUUGUCGUAUGA
Molecule: messenger RNA, 957 nt
Organism: Eremothecium cymbalariae DBVPG#7215
Lineage: Eukaryota; Fungi; Ascomycota; Saccharomycetes; Saccharomycetales; Saccharomycetaceae
Product: ribose-phosphate diphosphokinase
Exons: 1
Coding region: 1-957 (318 amino acids)
Biological process (GO): ribonucleoside monophosphate biosynthetic process; 5-phosphoribose 1-diphosphate biosynthetic process; purine nucleotide biosynthetic process
Cellular component (GO): cytoplasm; ribose phosphate diphosphokinase complex
Molecular function (GO): magnesium ion binding; ribose phosphate diphosphokinase activity
Source: RefSeq, a predicted model, not a curated record